AUGUCUCUCGAAGGAAAGGUCGUUCUCAUCACAGGCGGGGCCAAGAACCUGGGUGCCGAAAUCGCCCUAUCCCUAGCAAGCAUUGGCGCUAGCCUCGCCCUCCACUACAACUCACCGUCCACAAAGGAAAGUGCCGACACUUUAGCAAAGACAAUCAGCCAAUCAUUCCCCAAGGUAAAAUUUUCGUUCUAUCAGGGUGAUCUCACCACCAAAGCAGCAGUCGACAAACUGUUUGAAGCUGUGCUCAAGGACUUCGGCAAGAUCGACAUUGUCAUCAACACAAUUGGAAAGGUUCUCAAGAAGCCCAUCGCUGAGAUCUCUGAGGCAGAGUAUGACACCAUCGUCAACUCCAAAUCGGCUUUCCUGAUUCUUCAAGCUGGCGCAAAGCAUGUCGAAGACGGCGGAAAGCUCAUCACUAUCGUCACUGCCCUCCUAGCGGCCUUCACCGGCUUCUAUACUUCAUAUGCCGGAUCUAAAGCUCCCGUUGAGCACUUUACCCGUGGCGUUGCCAAAGAGCUUAUGGGCCGCCGAAUCAGCGUCAAUGCUGUCGCGCCUGGACCGAUGGAUACGCCUUUCUUCUACCCGCAAGAGGCUGAUGAUGCUGUGGCUUUUCACAAGAGUCAAGCGCUGGAUGGUCGGCUGACGGAUGUUAAGGAUAUUGCUCCCCUCGUUAAAUUCCUUGUCACUGAGGGGGGAUGGAUUACGGGCCAGACCCUCUUCGCCAAUGGCGGCUAUACUACCCGUUGA
This is a messenger RNA of Fusarium fujikuroi IMI 58289, 747 nucleotides long. RefSeq names its product related to 3-oxoacyl-[acyl-carrier-protein] reductase. The record is from RefSeq and is a predicted model, not a curated record. The coding region runs from base 1 to 747 and encodes 248 amino acids. Lineage: Eukaryota; Fungi; Ascomycota; Sordariomycetes; Hypocreales; Nectriaceae. The transcript has 3 exons.